Zygotorulaspora mrakii is the source of this 1803-nucleotide messenger RNA. It is a transcript of the gene ECM3, whose product is annotated as putative ATPase ECM3. Gene Ontology annotation, biological process: transmembrane transport. Lineage: Eukaryota; Fungi; Ascomycota; Saccharomycetes; Saccharomycetales; Saccharomycetaceae. The transcript has a single exon. Bases 1 to 1803 code for a protein of 600 amino acids. The record is from RefSeq and is a predicted model, not a curated record. Gene Ontology annotation, cellular component: membrane.
AUGAGUAUUCCAUUGGGUGCAGUAAUAUGGAGUUCUUUCAAGCCAAUCAUAAAAAUUUAUCUGAUCAUAGGUACAGGUUUCCUGCUUGCGCGAGUGGGCAUACUGUCAGUACAGGCGACAAGAAGCAUUUCAGACAUUGUGUUGACGCUACUGCUGCCCUGUUUAUCGUUUAACAAGAUUGUGGGAAACAUCGAGGACAGAGAUAUCAAAACGGUCGGGAUAAUAUGUCUGACGUCAGUUCUACUUUUCGGAACAGGCUUGUUCUUUGCGUAUGUCAUCAGAAGAACAAUGCCGGUGCCAAGACAGUGGUAUGGGGGUAUACUUGCCGGCGGUAUGUUUCCUAAUAUUAGCGAUUUACCGAUCGCAUACAUACAGACGAUGGACCAAGGGUUCAUAUUUCAGCCGGAAGAGGGUGAUAAAGGGGUGGCGUGCGUGAUAAUAUUUAUGGCGAUGUUCAUGCUUUGUGUUUUCAAUCUCGGUGGUUUCAGGCUGAUAGAAUCGGACUUUCAUUACAAGGACAUUGAGAGUGCAGUGACGCCGGAGGAAAACGAUUCUUUGAAAAAUGAACAAGAGGGACAAGAGCUAGAACAAGGUGGACCAACACAUCAACCGCAAAGAACAGAUGACAGCAGUAUUUUGUCCUCCUCCUCCAUUAUAAAGCCAGAGAAGGCCAUAACUAGAAGCUGGGAUAACGAGUCUUCGUCUUCAAGUCGACCUAAUCCGUCAUCUAUUUCCCUCGCCUAUGAUGAUGAUGGAACUGAAAAUCAUGAAAGAGGAAAUAAAGAUGCACCGGGUAACAUGUGGGAUUAUAUAACAACUCGUAAAACUCAGAGUCAACCAGUUGCUUAUACAGCAGACGAGUCACAAAAUCAGCAGCGUCAAAUAAGAGUGAGGCGGCCAUCUAUCAGGUCGAUUGAUUUGAGAGAUUUGCCCUCCGAAAAUGUCACAGAAUUGAUCCGUGAAUAUUCAAACGUUAAUCAGUACGGUAGACCAAGAAGAAAUUCUGCACUCUCCGACGGAGAUCUAGAUGUCGCUCUCGAUGAAGAUGAGCCAUUAAGGUAUAUUCCAAGCAGUACGAGUGGUUCGCUAAUCAAUAGAAACAAAUCAAAUUUGACAAAAAUCUUGACCUCUGAUGCGACCGUUAAUACGCAAGAUAUUAGAACAUCUGGUAGUUCAUUACCGAGUGUCCUGAAAAAAUUUCCUUUGACUCCCUUUAUCGUGUUUUUUUUGAAAAACUGUUUGAGACCGGCAUCAAUGGCAUUAAUUUUAGCAUUGACCAUAGCAUUUAUACCAUGGGUCAAAGCGCUUUUUGUUACUACAAGUUCAACUCCCAAUCUGAAUCAAGCACCAGAUCAACAACCAGCUUUAAGCUUUGUCAUGGAUUACACGAAUUAUAUUGGUGCAGCGUCAGUCCCAUUUGGUUUAUUGUUACUAGGCGCUACCUUAGGAAGAUUGAAACUAACAAAACUCUAUCCUGGUUUUUGGAAAUCCGCGCUUACAUUAGUCGUGUUAAGGAUGUGUAUAAUGCCAAUCUUUGGUGUUCUUUGGUGUGAUCGUUUAGUAAAGGCAGGUUGGGUUAAUUGGGAUGAUGAUAAAAUGUUACUAUUCGUGAUUGCCAUUGAUUGGGCAUUACCAUCAAUGACCACCAUGAUUUAUUUUACGGCGAGUUAUACCCCUCCAGAUAGUACAGACACAAUUCAAAUGGAUUGCACCUCAUUCUUUUUGAUGAUUCAAUAUCCAAUUAUGGUCGUUAGUCUGCCAUUUUUGGUUUCGUAUUUUCUGAAAGUUCAAAUGAAAAUAUGA